Zychaea mexicana is the source of this 1886-nucleotide messenger RNA. RefSeq lists its product as uncharacterized. Gene Ontology annotation, cellular component: cell tip; Golgi to plasma membrane transport vesicle. Bases 107 to 1666 code for a protein of 519 amino acids. The record is from RefSeq and is a predicted model, not a curated record. Gene Ontology annotation, molecular function: guanyl-nucleotide exchange factor activity. Gene Ontology annotation, biological process: exocytosis. The transcript has 2 exons. Lineage: Eukaryota; Fungi; Mucoromycota; Mucoromycetes; Mucorales; Lichtheimiaceae.
GUGUGCCGGUAUUACAGGUUUGUUCUCUAAAACAAAAAGAAGGGAACAAGAGUUUUUCAUAUCUUACCUCUCUCUCUCUCUCUCUCUGUUGUAAAAUGUAUGCAUAAUGACAGUCAAUGCUUACCCCGAUCACUAUUUGCAUCAUUCCCCACAACAGCCUUCUCAAGCGAAGAAGAAAAAGAAAGAACACCAGAUCGCAUCUCCUGAUACAUCAUCAAUGACCACCACGACCACCGACAAUAGUCCUCGAGAAGCUGCUUCUUGUUCCCAACUUGCGGAGCAUAUCAAAGCUAAUCACUAUAAUCCUUCACUUUUGGCAUCCUCUUCACCGUUCUUGUCAGCUUUAUUACGAGACAUGUCGGCAUCAUCAACAACAACAGCACAAAAGCGACUAUCAACAUCAUCGUCAUCGCCCACCGUGUCCUCAAGUCGGACCAUCUCAUCUUUGACAUUAACGCAUCAACCAUCACCGUCAUCAAGUCAAAAAGAAGGCGACACUGCUGGUUGUUAUAAUUACGAUGGCAAUAUAAGCGAGCAUCAUGAUUGCCGCAGUAGUCAGCAACAACACCGAAUAGCAGCAGUAAACAGCGUCGUCGAUGACCGAGUAUCGAUCGAACAACUCCAACGAGUAGUCGAAAAACAAGAGCGAGAAAUUGCACUACUUAAAUCACGCCUUGCCUUUGCAAAUCAAAUACUCCAAGAUGCAAACGCCAAGGCAGACAAGGCAAUCCAAGCACGACGUCAGACUGAAAACGAGCUUGAAGAAUUAUCGGCACAACUUUUUGAGCAAGCGAACGAAAUGGUAGCCAAGGAACGGCGUGCUGCCAAGGAACAAAAGGACUCGGCUAAUCAUGAAUUAGAGCAUGUACGGCAACUUUUGGAUCGCGAGCGCUCGCUACGACGGCACUUGGUCUAUCAUAGCAGUGACACAAAAACAACGCUAUCGUCGUCCUCUUCAGCAAAUGAAGACAAUGUGGAUCACUAUAGUAACGAUGGUGAUGCUUCGAUGAUUCAACCACUGAUGGAUACACACGGUCUUGCUCAAUUCCGAGAUUUUGUCCAGCGCGUCCGUUGCGUGUCUAUAGAUCACGUGCACCGACUACCCUUUGUCAAACAGUGUCUUGAGCAUGAUGUCUAUCCAUGCGUACAACGAAUGAAAAAGCUAUCGACUCGUAAACUGCUCAAUUCACUUGUACGGCGGCCUUGUCGUGUUGUCAACAACAGCAUCAAACCAGAAACUACAGUAAUAACAACAUCGACAUCGUCACCAUGCUGUUUCGGAUGUGGUACACCUUUCCAGCGUCGUUCUCGGUCUCAUCACCAGGAAGAAGAGUUCUUCCUAUUCCGGCUAAACGACAAUGAUUCCAAAUCACCAUGGCACCGAAUCGAUCGUCCGUGCAAAGAGCGCCUGGUAGCUGUAUCGAAUUUUUACGAGUUUGUUCGUCAUUUGCAUCUGGGCCUUCAAGGUCAACAACGUUCCAUUGAAAGCUUAUUCCAUGAAAUGGUCUGGUUGCGACUGUACAUGUUUUGGGCGCGCUCUGGCAUAAUUGCUAUCAAUAAUAGCAGCAGCAGCACUGACAACGACAACGACAGUAUUUCAGUAGAGUCUACUAAUUUAGUCACGAUAUCCAAAUUAUUUGAUGCACGUUGUUCGUACCAUUUUUGAUCAUACGACCCUCCUCCAAAGCAUGCCUGUAACUCUGCUACUAGUUCUUUCCAUUUUUCUCACCCUGUACAUACAAAAUGUUUUUCCAUACAGAUAUUACAUUCUUCUUUUACACCUGUCAACUUCUCUUUCUCUUCCCAUCUUGCAGUGUACUGUCUACUAUCACGCCUAAUGAAUGAAACAGUUCUCCUUUUGAUAAUAUUGUAGUAGAAAACACAAA